This is a messenger RNA of Triplophysa rosa, 1668 nucleotides long. RefSeq names its product synaptotagmin VIb (gene syt6b). The transcript is spliced from 7 exons. NCBI's taxonomy places the organism in Eukaryota, Metazoa, Chordata, Actinopteri, Cypriniformes, Nemacheilidae. Gene Ontology annotation, biological process: regulation of dopamine secretion; regulation of calcium ion-dependent exocytosis; cellular response to calcium ion. The record is from RefSeq and is a predicted model, not a curated record. Gene Ontology annotation, molecular function: phosphatidylserine binding; clathrin binding; syntaxin binding. The coding region runs from base 1 to 1626 and encodes 541 amino acids. Gene Ontology annotation, cellular component: membrane.
AUGAGUGCAACCACCUCUGAGGAUCAAGACAUGUUCUGUAAGAAGGCAGUGGCCCUCAUUGUUGACCUCUGCCUGGACAGCAGCCCUUACCUGGAUUCUGAAACAUGCCAGGAUUUCCUGUUGCUUCUGACCAAUGAAAACCCCAACAUCUCCAGCUCAGACAUUUCUUUCAGUCUCCUGCAGCUUCUAUUUGUGGUGUGCGGUUUGGCCCUGCUGGGUGUCAUCAGCAUUGCCACCUGGAAGCUGUGCUGGUUGCCCUGGCACAGCAAAGCACUUUCCUCCAGUGCCACCGCCCUUGCCCCCACCCAUCAAGAAAGAGAGACACACAGAGAAGGUCACGGCAACUACUGCCCACCACCCCUCAGAGACGUCAUGGCAGCAGACAAGCUGAAGGGUCCUGGGAACUUUCUGGAGGCGGCAGUGAAGAUUAGUCAUACGUCGCCAGAUAUCCCCGCAGAUGUGCAGCUGUCCAUGAAGGAUCAUCUGCUGAGACGUACGCGUAUCUCACGGCAGACGACUGAACCGGCCUCCUCUAACAGGCAUAGCUCCUUCAAGAAGCACCUCCCCAGACAGAUGCACCAUGUGACAAGUCUGGACCGCGGAGGGGAGUUUUUGGAUGUGGAUCCAACUUGCACCGCAGCAUCCCUUGGGCGCAUCCAACCAGAACUCUACAAACAGUGCACAAUGGAAGCAGAGGACUCAUCUAAGAAUGACAAUGGUAAAACAUGCGGCAAGAUCAACUUCUCCCUUAAGUACGAUUAUGAGGGAGAGCUCCUCCUUGUCACCAUCCUCAAGGCUUUCGACCUGCCAGCGAAGGAUCUGUGCGGCAGCUCAGAUCCAUACGUCAAAAUCUACCUGCUGCCCGACCGCAAGCGUAAGUUCCAGACCCGGGUCCACCGCAAGACACUCAACCCCACUUUUGACGAAACCUUCCAGUUCCCCGUCCCAUACGAGGAGCUGGUGUCCCGAAAGCUCCACUUGAGCGUGUUUGACUUUGACCGCUUCUCACGACACGACAUGAUCGGGGAGGUGAUACUGGAAAACCUUUUCGAAGCUUCAGACCUCUCACGGGAGACAUCCAUCUGGAAAGACAUUCAAUACGCUACCAGCGAGAGUGUGGAUUUAGGAGAGAUAAUGUUCUCUCUCUGCUACUUGCCAACUGCAGGGAGACUCACACUUACUGUCAUCAAAUGUAGGAACCUCAAAGCCAUGGAUAUUACGGGUUAUUCAGAUCCGUACGUGAAGGUGUCACUCAUUUGCGAUGAAAGGCGCUUGAAAAAAAAGAAAACGUCCAUAAAAAAGAAUACUCUGAAUCCGACAUAUAAUGAGGCAAUCAUCUUUGACAUCCCUCCGGAGAAUAUGGAUCAAGUCAGCUUGCACAUAUCAGUUAUGGAUUAUGAUCUAGUGGGACAUAAUGAGAUCAUUGGAGUCUGUCGUGUAGGGAGCCAUGCUGAGGGACUGGGCAGAGAUCACUGGAAUGAAAUGCUAGCUUACCCUCGAAAACCCAUCGCUCAUUGGCAUUCGCUAGUAGAGCCCAAGAAGUCUGAGAAGGAGUGGAAAACUCGCACAGCAAGCUUUGACAGUCAGGGUUCUUGUCCCUCUCCCAGACUUCCAUCUAGCCCAUAAGGGAGGUGGAGCCUCUCUCUACAUCUUCACACAAGCCAAGGA